Drechmeria coniospora is the source of this 927-nucleotide messenger RNA. Its product is annotated as putative mitochondrial oxaloacetate transport protein. Bases 1 to 927 code for a protein of 308 amino acids. The record is from RefSeq and is a predicted model, not a curated record. NCBI's taxonomy places the organism in Eukaryota, Fungi, Ascomycota, Sordariomycetes, Hypocreales, Ophiocordycipitaceae. Gene Ontology annotation, biological process: transmembrane transport. The transcript has 4 exons.
AUGUCGACGACAGUUGGUGCCUUUGUCGCCGGAGGUAUCGCGGCUUGCGGUGCCGUCACAGCGACGCAUCCUUUCGAGACUGUCAAGAUUCGUAUGCAACUGCAAGGAGAGCUCCAGUCCAAGGGCCAUCAACCACACCAUUAUCGCGGGGCACUACAUGGAGUUGGCGUCAUCUGCAAACACGAAGGCAUUCGAGGUAUAUACCGUGGCUUGGGUUGUGCCUACGUCUACCAGGUAUUGCUUAACGGUUGUCGUCUGGGCUUCUACGAGCCUAUGCGGCAAAAUUUGGCAGGCCUGUUCCUCAAGAACAGGGAUGCGCAAAAUCUCGCCAUAAACAUGUUUUGCGGUGCAUCCUCUGGCAUGAUCGGCGCCGCUGCUGGCAGCCCCUUCUUCCUCGUUAAGACUCGUCUCCAAAGCUACUCACCCUUCCGGCCAGUCGGUACACAACACCAAUAUCGCAAUGCGUGGGACGGCCUGUCCAAAAUUUACCGUACGGAGGGUGUUCGGGGUCUCUAUCGCGGCGUGGGUGCGGCCAUGAUCAGAACCGGUUUCGGCAGCUCUGUUCAGCUGCCGACUUAUUUUCUUGCCAAGAGGCGCCUAGUUCGACAUGCGGGCAUGGAAGAGGGGCCAGCUCUGCAUCUGGCGAGCAGCACUGCCAGCGGCUUUGUCGUGUGCUGUGUUAUGCACCCACCAGACACCAUCAUGUCUCGAAUGUACAAUCAGAACGGAAACCUAUACAAGGGCGUUUUCGACUGCUUGGGGAAAACAAUCCGUACCGAGGGUUUCUUUGCCAUUUACAAGGGCUUCCUCCCGCAUCUUGCUCGGAUAUUACCCCACACCAUCCUCACACUCUCACUCGCCGAGCAGACUAACAAGCUCAUGAGAAAGUUGGAGUACCGCUUAUUACCUUUAGUUCUCAAAGAGUAA